Messenger RNA from Phlebotomus papatasi, 1655 nucleotides. RefSeq names its product xaa-Pro aminopeptidase 3. Gene Ontology annotation, molecular function: manganese ion binding; metalloaminopeptidase activity. The record is from RefSeq and is a predicted model, not a curated record. NCBI's taxonomy places the organism in Eukaryota, Metazoa, Arthropoda, Insecta, Diptera, Psychodidae. Gene Ontology annotation, cellular component: mitochondrion. Bases 103 to 1614 code for a protein of 503 amino acids. The transcript is spliced from 3 exons.
UUCUAAAAGUGACACUGGGAACCUAGAUGUCAUCGUGUUUGUUUUGAAAAGUGCAUUUUAGGUGAACGCGGAGAAUUAUAUGCGCAUUUUCUGUGCAAUAUCAUGAACAUUUUAAUCAGAACUCAUCCCAAGACUGUUGUCAGCAAUUGUCCAGGUUAUGUGAGGGUCUUUUCCUCGUCAAUAAAGCAUGAAUUUGCUAAGAAUACCCAGGAAUCUCCUGUUAGAAUUGGUCAGCCAACUGGACAUACACACCCUCACCUGCUGAAGACUUCGGAGGUGGUCGUGGGAAUAACGAAAGAUGAACUGAAGCUUAGGAGGAAAAAACUCUUGGAGGAUAUUGCCAAAAGUUCAGUGAAAUUCAACACAAAUCCUCGAGAUCACAUUGUUAUUGUUCCAUCGGCUGGAAAGAAGUACAUCAGCGAUAAAAUCCCAUAUGUUUUUCGACAGCAUUCAGACUUCCGCUACCUGUCCGGAUGCCUAGAGCCGGACAGUGUGCUGCUGUUGCAUUUGGACAGCAGCGGGAGGGACAAAAGUGUGCUGUUCUUGAGGCCAAAGGAUAGGCAUGCUGAGAUGUGGGAUGGCACAAGAACUGGCCCAGAAUUGGCAGUGGAUAUUUUUGGAGUGGAUGAAUCCCAUGAAUUAAAGCAAUUUUCAGAUUAUUUGGAUAAAUUUUCCAAAGAAUCGCAGUCGACUGUGCUCUGGGCCGAUCAUGCCGCCCUGCAAGAGCAACCGGAAGUUUUUAAGAAAGUUUCAGAGUUUUCUGGGAAAAUUGCCAAACCCUUUGAGCCGGUAACUUCAUUGAUUCAUAGAUUGCGUGUCAUAAAGUCUUCCGCGGAAGUUGAGCUUAUGAGGAGAACUUGUGAAAUUGCCUCUCAGGCAAUUAACCGGACGAUAAGUGAGUCUCGGGAGGGAGAUUCUGAGCAUCAUCUCUUUGCCAGGGUUGACUACAAUUGUCGUAUGGGUAAUGCUGACUUCCUGGCGUACCCACCGGUUGUGGCUUCAGGGAAUAAUGCCACAACCAUCCAUUACAUUGAGAACAGCCAGGUGAUAGAGGCAGGUAAGUUGGUACUGAUGGAUGCAGGUUGUGAGUAUGGUGGUUAUACGAGUGACAUUACGAGAACGUGGCCUAUCAGUGGAACUUUCACGGGACCCCAGAAAAUUCUCUAUGACGUGAUAUUGACGCUGCAGAAGGAUCUUUUGGCCACACUCCUGAAUUCCGGAGGUACCUGCCUAGAUGACCUUUUCGACACAAUGUGCGUGAAAUUAGGGAUGUAUCUGCAGGAAGUUGGUUUGGUGAACAAAAGUCUGUCUGGAGUGAGUCUGGCCAGAGCUGCAUACUCCUUCUGCCCCCAUCAUGUAUCCCAUUACCUCGGAAUGGACGUUCAUGAUACUCCAACUGUCCCACGUACUUCCACUCUCCAACCCGGAAUGGUUUUCACCGUGGAACCUGGGAUUUACAUCUCAGAGAAUCGACGGGAUGUCCCUGUGGAGUUUAGAGGACUUGGAAUUCGCAUUGAGGAUGACUGUGUGAUCACACCAUCUGCCACAAUUGAAAUCCUGACGUCUCAGUGUGCGAAGGAAAUUAAACAACUCGAGAAUUUGGUGAAAUUGUGAUAGUCAAUUGUUAAAUAAAUAUUAUAAUUUCUUAUUAUAAA